CACCGCCGCGGCUUCCGAGUCGGACGAGCCCAAGCACUGCUGUGGUGUGAUGGUGACGCAGACCGUCAGCAUUCGCUGGUUCAUUGUUAUGAUUGCCUUCGUCGGACUGUGUUGUGCCAUAGUUGGAACAGUACUGGGAGCUCUCAAAGCCACGGGAAGGGAGCACCUGACAGUGUCCUUACUCAUGAUCGGUGUGGGCAUCGUGUUGAUCACGGUGAGUGGAAUAGCGUGGAGGCUGACAUCCCACGACGCCCCCUCGUGUCGCGCCAUGUUGGGCCUUCAGAACUCAGAACAGGAGCCUAACAGGAGGUUCGUGCCUAGGGUCCCGCCUUACGGUAGGCCCCAUCAUCCGUACGCUGCGAUGAUGUAUCCGGAGUUCCAGUACAGGCCUCCGCCCCCUUCCUAUCAGGCGUCCAUGCAAGAGUACAGACUCCGGCUUCUGCUUCUGGACAGGCAGCAGGGCUCGUCCGGAAACUCAGCCCCCAGUUCCGCCCUAUCGCCUGUAUCCCCGCCUCCUACUUACAGGUCGCAUAAUGCCAUUGGAACGCUUCAGCACUCCAGGCCUCCUCUGACAUUAACAGAAAGAGAGUACAGCCGCCCUCCAAGUUACAGGUCCAGAGCGAGUUCCGCAGGUGUGCUGAGGCCGAGCACUGAGACUCUUUGUUCCCUAUCUACGCCAGCUGCCCCUGCGGCCCCUACUAGUCACAGCCGCAACCCUUCCCUCAGUCUCAGCUUUCUCUCUCACGAAUCGCUUUUCCUGGACUCCGGACAUUCGCGACCUCAGGACCCCGCGGUUCACUUCACGAGCCCCAGCGGAGAGUCUCAAAAUUCCGUGGUGGGAGGACUCAGCGACGAAAGCCCGCCCUCUCGCGACGGAGGCUCCUCCCCCUGGGGCGGGGCCUGGAAGCCGCGCCCCCAUGACGUGAACGCCGUCACCAUCGUCCAGACGACGGACUCGUCCGAAGUGCUCAACAGGGACACCGUGAUACUUUCGGUCCCGGGAAGAGAGAUCAGUCCAGACGUCGGAGGGUGCUCCACGUCCGCUGGAGAAGUGCGCAUCUUAGCUCAUGUUUGAACUCAUUCACAUAAUUUCAUUUAGUCAAAGAGUGCUAAAAUCAAAGAAAGAA
This is a messenger RNA of Uloborus diversus, 1127 nucleotides long. RefSeq lists its product as uncharacterized. The coding region runs from base 50 to 1075 and encodes 341 amino acids. Lineage: Eukaryota; Metazoa; Arthropoda; Arachnida; Araneae; Uloboridae. The record is from RefSeq and is a predicted model, not a curated record. The transcript has 4 exons.